UUUUUGGUCCGGAGUUGUGUGCCCUUGGCAGCCAUUUUAUGCGAUUCAAAGCGGCGAAAGCCAAACGAAUCCUGCAAAAAUGCCUCCAGUAACGAUGAAUUUACCCGCGGAGAAUCAAGGCAAGACGGAGGAGGAGCUUGCUGUGGCAAAACCUGUGAUUGGGAUCAUCUACCCCCCUCCGGAAGUCAGGAACAUUGUAGACAAGACUGCUAGUUUCGUGGCCAGGAAUGGACCCGAGUUUGAGAGCCGUAUUCGUAAAAAUGAGAUGAACAAUGCCAAGUUCAACUUUUUGAACCCCUCGGACCCUUAUCAUGCCUACUAUCAACAUAAAGUGCGAGAGUUCAAAGAGGGAAGGGGACAAGAACCAGUGGCACCAAAGCCGACCCAGGGAGCCCCAUUCUCACAGAAGCCAGCGGAGCAGGCCAAGAUUAUGCAGGAAAUAAUUGUCCCCAAGGAGCCCCCGCCAGAGUUUGAGUUUAUUGCCGACCCUCCAUCCAUUUCUGCAUUUGAUUUGGAUGUGGUGAAAUUGACAGCUCAGUUUGUGGCCAGGAAUGGACGUCAAUUUCUGACCAACUUGAUGAAUCGAGAGCAGCGUAAUUAUCAGUUUGAUUUCUUGCGGCCUCAACACAGCUUGUUCAACUAUUUCACUAAACUGGUGGAGCAAUAUACAAAGAUUCUUAUUCCACCCAAAGACUUGCUGGAUAAAUUACAGAAGGAGUCAUUUGAUUACAAAGAUGUGCUGAAUCAGUCUAAGUACCGAGUGGAAUGGCAGAGGCACCAAGACAGGGAGAAGAGGAAGGAAGAGGAGGCCAUAGAAAGGGAGAGAGUUGCCUAUGCCCAGAUUGACUGGCAUGAUUUUGUGGUCGUGGAGACAGUAGACUUCCAGCCAAAUGAGAGCGGAAACCUCCCCCCUCCCACCACACCGGCUGAGGUCGGAGCAAGGAUGUUGGUACAAGAAAGAAUCCACAGAGGAGAGUUGGAUGCUGAUGAAAUGGAAGUGGAAUCUGAUGAAGAAGACGAGUCUGACGAAGAAGAGAGAGUGACAGUGAAAGCCAUGGAGCAGGCCAAUACACAGAUACAGGAUAUGGAGGAAGCUUCUGAGGAAGAGGAGGAAAUGCCCGUACACAGGAAGGCACCCCACCCCCCACAGCAACCCCCACCCCCACCAGGACCUCCCCCUCCCACGGAUAAUCUCCCACCCCUACCCCCCACCCCAGACCAAGUCAUCAUCAGGAAAAACUACGACCCAAAAGCGCGUGCCAUACAGCCAGAGACUGGUGUGGAGCAGUAUAUGGUGUCACCAAUCACAGGAGAGAAAAUCCCCGCCAGCAAGGUCCAGGAGCACAUGAGGAUCGGUCUGUUGGAUCCAGCCUGGAUCAAGGAGAGACAGAAGGUGGUCAAAGAGAAGCAGGAGCAGGAGGAGGUCUACGCCCCGGGGACCUCCAUCGAGAUGAGUCUGAAGGGCCUGGCCGAGAGACGUACCGAUAUCUUUGGUGUCGGCAUCGAGGAAACUCAGAUCGGUAAAAAGAUUGGAGAGGAGGAAACUAAAGAGCCGAAGAAAGUGGUCUGGGAUGGACACACAGCAUCCAUGGAAAAGGUCACUCAAAAAGCCAGAGAAAACAUCUCCAUUGAGGAACAGAUCAAGACUAUCCACAAAGUCAAAGGAUUCAUGCAAGAUGCAGAGAAAGAGAAGAUUGGCCCUAAUAUUCCUAAGAACCCCCCUCCACCCCCUAAAGCGGCUCCACCACCACCCCCGAUAUCUAAGCAGGCCAAGCCGCCCCCACCCCCUCCCCAGUCUGCUACAGCACAGCUCAACCCAGCCCCCCUGAUGUCUCAGGCCGUCCCCCAGAGACCAGGACUGAUGGUACUGCCUCCCAGACCCCCAAUGCCAAUAGUGCGUAUGCAGCCUCCAAUGCCGGUGGCCUCACAUCAGUUCAUGCCUGGCCCCCCACAACCCCCGGGCUUUCCUCGUCACAUGAUGCCAGCAGGGGCAGCCCCACCCCCAGGAAUCCCCCCGCCCCCUCAGGACGACGAGCCCCCAACAAAGAAACAGAAGACAGAGGACCAGCUGAUUCCAGAGGAAAUCUUCUUGUCCAGAAACAAGGCUCCUGUCACAUUCAAAGUAUCAGUCCCAAAGGUGGAUGACAAACCAGAAUGGAAUCUUAAAGGACAGACUGUGUCCUUCACCUUGCCGCUUACAGACACGAUUUCUGUAAUGAAAGCCAAACUGAAUGAAAGCCUUGGCAUCCCAGCUGGUAAACAGAAACUUCAAUAUGAGGGUAUCUUUGUGAAAGAUUCCAACUCUCUGGCUUACUACAAUGUAGUCCAAGGAGGUACCAUCUCCCUACAGCUAAAGGAGAGAGGAGGGAGAAAGAAGUAAACACUGGAGGAAUAUAAAUAGAGACUGGAUAGAAAUGAGAGGGAUAUAAACAAUGAAAAGUGGAUAUAAACAACAGGGACUGGAUAUAAACAAUGGAUACUGAAUAUAAACAACAGAACAACUUCAUCAUAUUUACACUGAAUUGAACAUAUAAAUUAAAAAAAAAAUCAGAAGGAAUUCUAUGAAUUUUAUAGUUUUAUAAAUUAAUGAGUCUUCUCUGUUAUUUAUAUAGCUAAAACAUUAAAAAAAAGAAUGUGCAUAAAAAUUUGAACAUUUUUUGAAAUGGUAUAGAUGCUUUUAUGCAGUAUGCUGUGUUUCAUUAUUUUCGGUUUCACAAUCAUGGUAAUCAGGAUCAUUUGUCUGAGGUUUUAUUAUUCAUAUAAAUUAUAUUUUACAUCACAAUAAAAUAUGCUUAAAUUGAAUUGCCUGGAAUGCAUUGUUUUGCUUCAUUGUAAAAGUGAUUCAUUGUAUCUGUUUAGGUCAUAAUUAUGUUUUAAAGCUACUAUGAAUAAAAAUCACAAUUAUUAUACUGUAAGAAUCUGUUCAAAAUAAGCCUGAUAAGGCUGUGAGUUGUGUAAUUGUAAAAUGUUAAAUUUUGUGUGAAUUUUUACUAGGUAUUGUGUAAGAUACUGUAGUAAUAUGUUGAAUUUUCCACGUCAUGGAUUUCUGAAGAGACAUGGUCCACUGUAUUUGUAAUUCAUUCUUAUAUCACCAUCGUCUAGAUGUACUUUAAUAUGGUAUGAAAUUUUGGGAGUGUAAGAAGUUCAAAAAAAAAUAUAUAGCUGAAUUCAAAUACAUUAUUCAGAAUCAAAGUAAAUUUUCAGUUCAUGUAAAUUAAUUCUUUGUAAUGGAGCAUUUUCUUUCAAAUAAAAGUAAAAAAAAUUAAA
Messenger RNA from Saccostrea cuccullata (small rock oyster), 3267 nucleotides. RefSeq names its product splicing factor 3A subunit 1-like. Bases 80 to 2380 code for a protein of 766 amino acids. NCBI's taxonomy places the organism in Eukaryota, Metazoa, Mollusca, Bivalvia, Ostreida, Ostreidae. Gene Ontology annotation, cellular component: U2 snRNP; catalytic step 2 spliceosome; U2-type prespliceosome. Gene Ontology annotation, biological process: mRNA cis splicing, via spliceosome; regulation of alternative mRNA splicing, via spliceosome. Gene Ontology annotation, molecular function: RNA binding; protein binding. The record is from RefSeq and is a predicted model, not a curated record. The transcript is spliced from 20 exons.